Messenger RNA from Zygosaccharomyces rouxii, 2052 nucleotides. It is a transcript of the gene NCL1, whose product is annotated as tRNA (cytosine-C5-)-methyltransferase. Gene Ontology annotation, cellular component: nucleus; cytoplasm. NCBI's taxonomy places the organism in Eukaryota, Fungi, Ascomycota, Saccharomycetes, Saccharomycetales, Saccharomycetaceae. Gene Ontology annotation, biological process: tRNA methylation. Gene Ontology annotation, molecular function: tRNA (cytidine-N5)-methyltransferase activity; tRNA binding. Bases 1 to 2052 code for a protein of 683 amino acids. The record is from RefSeq and is a predicted model, not a curated record. The transcript has a single exon.
AUGGGUAGAAGAAAUUUUAAAAAGGGCAAGACCUUUGGUGCUCGUAACGAUGAUGAUAACGGUAGAGGUUGGUCUGAAUUAGUUAAGGAGAAUGAAAAAUGGGAACAAUAUUACAAAAAAUUGGGAUUGAUCUCUGAAGAAGAUUGGCCUGUCUUUAAAAGUACCUGCCAAGCUGCAUUGCCCUUAACUUUUAGAAUCACUGGGUCAAGAGCUCAUGCUCAAGAAGUCUUAGAUUUAUUCCAACAAAGACAUUUGGCUAAUUUGACCGGUAUCGAAUUCGAAGGUGAACCUGUUAAACCACCUGUGGAAUUGCCUUGGUAUCCAAACCAUCUGGCCUGGCAAAUCGAUGUCCCCAAAUCUGUCAUUAGGAAAAAUCCACAAUUUGCUAAAAUGCAAAGAUUCCUAGUGGUAGAGAAUGCCGUAGGGAACAUAUCCAGACAAGAAGCUGUAUCUAUGAUUCCACCAACGCUUUUGGAUGUUCAACCACACCAUACCGUCUUAGAUAUGUGCGCAGCGCCCGGUUCAAAGACCGCUCAAAUGAUUGAGUAUCUUCAUAGAGAUAACGAUGAACCUUCUGGAUUUGUUGUGGCCAACGAUGCUGACGCCAAGAGAUCCCACAUGUUGGUGCACCAGUUGAAAAGAUUGAAUAGUGCUAACCUUAUUGUGGUCAAUCACGAUGCCCAAUUUUUCCCAAGAGUUAAGGCUCAUCCAGAUCACACUAACAAGAAGGAUAUUCUUAGAUUUGAUAGAGUCCUUUGUGAUGUGCCUUGUUCCGGUGACGGUACCAUGAGGAAGAAUGUUAACGUCUGGAGAGAUUGGACUACUCAAAAUGGGUUGGCAUUGCAUAACGUUCAAUUAAACAUCCUUAAUAGAGGGUUACACCUUUUGAAAUCUGGCGGUAGAUUGGUUUACUCUACUUGUUCCAUGAAUCCUAUUGAAAAUGAAGCUGUGGUUGCCGAAGCCCUUAGAAAAUGGGGUGGUAAGGUUAGAUUAGUCGAUUGCAGCGAUAAAUUACCAGGUCUGGUUAGAUCUAACGGUAUUAACCAGUGGCCCGUCCUAAAUCGUAACAUGGAAACUAAGGAGAAAGGUGAGGAUGGAACAAAUGACAGUUGGUUCCCACCAACCGAUGAAGAAGCUGCACGUUUCCAUCUAGAUUACUGCGUUAGAGUCUACCCUCAUCAACAAAACACUGGUGGAUUUUUCAUUACUGUUUUGGAGAAAGUGGAAGAACCUGAAUCCACUCCUCAAGCUGACACUAAAGCUUCAGAAGAGCCUGCUAACAAGAAGGCUAAGACGGAAUCCACGUCCACCUCAGCACCUGCUUCUGAAAAGAAGGAAAGAUUACCUCGUGAUGCUAACGAAGAGCCAUUUGCAUUCGUGGAUCCUAACCAUGAAGCCUUGAAGACUUGCUGGGGAUUCUACGGUAUUGAUGACAUAUUUGAUAGAAAUACCUGUCUCGUGCGUAACGCUACUGGUGAACCUACAAGAGUGGUUUACACCGUGUGUCCCGCUUUACGUGAUUUGAUUCAGGCAAACGAUGAAAGAUUGAAGAUCAUUUAUUCUGGUGUCAGAUUAUUUGUGGCCCAAAAGAGUGCCCUUGAAUGCUCUUGGAGAAUUCAAAGUGAAGCUCUACCUAUCAUGAAGCACCACAUGACCUCUAACAGAAUCAUAAAGACAAACGAAGAAUUAUUGAAAUUGUUGCUUGAAGAAUCUUUCCCAAGCUUUGAAAUAAUCGGAGAAAAAAUUGGAGAUGAAUUCGUGCAACAGACUAAGGACAUCUCCAACGGUUGUGCCUUCAUUGAAGUUGAAAGAGACGGUUCUGGCAAGGAAAAUCUGUUCCUACCAGUGUGGAAAGGUAACAAAUGUAUCAACUUGAUGGUUUGCAAAGAAGACACCCAAGAACUGUUGUACAGAUUAUUUGGUGUUGAAAAUUUGCCUAAAUCCAAUAGUGCAAGAAAUAAGAAAGUAGAAUCAAAGGAAGAAACCGAAGAGGAAAAGAAAGAAACAAAUGGUGAACAAAAGGAAACUCCCAAGGAGGAGGCAACCGCCUAA